Molecule: messenger RNA, 6579 nt
Organism: Bombyx mandarina (wild silkworm)
Lineage: Eukaryota; Metazoa; Arthropoda; Insecta; Lepidoptera; Bombycidae
Gene: cut
Product: homeobox protein, cut
Biological process (GO): regulation of transcription by RNA polymerase II
Cellular component (GO): nucleus
Molecular function (GO): RNA polymerase II transcription regulatory region sequence-specific DNA binding; DNA-binding transcription factor activity, RNA polymerase II-specific
Source: RefSeq, a predicted model, not a curated record
UGCCGGUGGGGUCCGGUCCAAAGGAUCGCACUGCAGUCGUGUGUCGCGACUACGACGCGCGCUCGCGGCUCCGUCGCGGCUCCGACCGCCUUACGUAAUAAUAACUCAACCGAUCGGAAUCCUGUCUUCGAUCAUCGAUCGUUACGUGUGUCGUCUCAACUGUCCGAUCGACAGUCUAAUCAUCGAUCGAUUAUUCGAUUCAAUAUUUAAAUCAAUUUCGCCGCGAAUAUCCGUUUUGAGUUCGUGUGACAAGUUUAUUGUUUUUGUUUCUUUGACUCGAACUUGAGAGAGUUGUAUCGCACGGACCCGAGUGUGGAUUUAUUUAGUAAUAUUGAUAAAACGUUUUGUCACUCUGUGCGUGUGUGUCGUUCGGCUGGAAACAAAUAAUAUUACGAAUAUCUGUGAUUUGUUUUGAACUAAAAAGUGAUUGUGGACACAGAAAGCUUGUGUUUGUGACUUCUGACUUAGAGAACAAGCGAAAACGGCACGCGAACUCGCCUAAUAAAAGAACAUUCGACUGAAGGAAAAUCGAUUCUCGAAUUGAUUGCGCGAGUAAAGAAAUGCUUGUGAAUGAGGUCGGCGAGUGCGUGCGGUCGCGCUGGUGACGGCGGCGGCAUGAGCCGGGCGUGAGGCCAGCCGGAUGCACCCCACGGGCGCGGCCAGCCUCCCCGCCGCACCCGAGGCGGAGGUGCAAGCUAUGCACUCGAUGGACUGGCUCUUCAAGAAAGAGAGGAUCUAUCUACUCGCGCAGUUCUGGCAACAGAGAGCCACACUGGCCGAAAAGGAAGUCACCACGUUGAAGGAACAGCUAGCGACCACAAGCCCCACGCCUCUCCAAGCCAACAUACCACCAAAGACAAAUGGCUCCCACUUAGACCUAACCAGGGAACCCACAGAUACUAGAAUAGACCGAUAUAGUCCAGAUAUCAAAGAAGAGAAGAGACAUACCCCUGAAAUUGAUGAGGAUUUAGACAAGAUGGAAAUGGCUGCCACGGCUAGGAGUAAUAGUAAUUCAUCUAGGAGUAGUCCUAUCGUUCAGGGAGGAAGUUUGGAGAAUGAGUUGGCAGCUAAAGAGAAAGAGAUCGCUCAAUUAGUAGAAGACGUAAGAAGACUGCAGGCAUCUCUGUCAGCAUUGCAAGAAGCUCACGCACAACAGCUCCAGAGGCUGGAGGAGCGUCUAGAUGAGAAGAAGCAACACAUAGCGAGGCUGGAGGCGCGGCUGGACAACCAGAGGGACUAUGACGAUAUCAAACGGGAGAUCAGCAUGCUUCGAUCGUUGGACCUCGGCGCCGGCGAGCGGUCGUGCGACAGGUCCUUAGAGCGGAAGCCGGCGCCGCCCCGGUCGCCGAGCGCCGCGCCCACACUGGACGAGCGGAGCCCCGCCGAGCGCGAGCGGAGCGCCGAGCGACGAGACGCAGGUGCCGAGGAGUGGCCCAGCACCCCGCCGCCGCUCAACAACAACACGACCCAUCACAACAACAACGGGCCCACGCCGCUGCCCCUCCCGCCGCCCAGCCCCUUCAGGUUCGAGGAGCACCGCCCCUAUCGGUUCGCAGAGGACAUGGGUCCGCUGCCGCCGGGGGCGCUGGUGGGUCGGCUGGGCGACUCGCUGAUCCCCAAGGGCGACCCCAUGGAGGCACGGCUGCAGGAAAUGCUCCGAUACAACAUGGACAAGUACGCGAACAGCAACCUGGACACGCUGCACAUCAGCCGCAAAGUGCGGGAGCUGCUGUCCGUGCACAACAUCGGCCAGAGACUGUUCGCCAAGUACGUCCUGGGCCUCUCGCAGGGCACGGUCUCCGAGCUGCUCUCGAAGCCGAAGCCCUGGGACAAGCUGACGGAGAAGGGCCGCGACUCGUACCGGAAGAUGCACGCGUGGGCAUGCGACGAGGCCGCCAUCAUGCUCCUCAAGUCUCUCAUUCCUAAAAAAGUAGGGACGAAAGAUGGCACUCCAGGUCCCGGCUUCGGUAGAUCAGAAGGAGAAGGCGACGACCGUCUUGCUCACAUGCUCAGCGAAGCUUCACACCUUAUGAAAACCCCAACAGGACACCACAAUAAUGAUGACUCUAGGAGUAAUGAGGAUUCCAGCUCACCAAGGACCCAGUGCCUCUCACCGUUUUCAAAUAAGGAUUCGAGUCAAAACCGAAGACUUAAGAAGUACGAAAACGAUGACAUUCCUCCGGAUAAAGUCGUGCGCAUCUACCAUGAAGAACUGGCUAAGAUCAUGACCAGGCGGGUUGAAGACAUGCGCCACAGCCGAGAUAGCUUCCCUGGCAUGCUUCCCCCUUUUUUCAGCAGCGGUAUGGCUCCACACAUGGAGAGACCGCCCGAGGACAUUCGCAUGGCGCUCGAGGCCUACCACAGGGAGCUGGCUAAGCUCCAGCCGGGGACCAACAUUCCCAAUCUCCACAACUUGCCAGGAAUGCCGCCCUUUCCGAACCUGCUCGCCCUGCAGCAACAGGCAAUACAGCAAGCUCAAAACCAACAUAUGAAUGGCUCGGGGGCCAUUCAAGAUUUGUCUCUUCCGAAAGACAAAACUAUGAAAAUGAACGGAAUGACUGAUAGUGAUAAGGACAAGCCAUUAGAUGCCGAAGAGGCGAUACGCCACGCAGGUAGUGCGUUCUCAUUGGUCCGACCUAAGCUAGAGCCCGGACAGCAGUCCACGGGGUCGUCUGCUUCCAGCCCACUAGGGAAUGCUAUUCUACCACCCGCGAUCACGCCCAACGAGGACUUUACUAGCUCAGCAGCGGCAAGCCCCUUGCAGAGAAUGGCCUCAAUAACUAAUAGCUUAAUAUCGCAACCAACAAAUCCCCCGCACCAUCCGCCGCCACAAAGAUCCAUGAAAGCUGUACUACCGCCGAUCACCCAACAACAGUUUGAUCUCUUUAACAACUUGAACACGGAGGAGAUAGUCCGACGGGUCAAGGAAGCAUUAAGCCAGUACUCCAUAAGCCAACGUUUGUUUGGGGAGUCAGUUCUUGGUCUCUCUCAAGGAUCGGUCAGCGAUUUGUUAGCGAGACCGAAACCCUGGCAUAUGCUUACGCAAAAGGGAAGGGAGCCAUUUAUCAGGAUGAAGAUGUUCUUAGAAGACGAUAAUGCUGUUCACAAGCUGGUUGCGUCACAGUACAAGAUUGCACCCGAGAAACUGAUGAGAACCGGAAACUACAGCGGAGCACCUCCUUGUCCGCCAAACAUGAACAAACCGAUGCCGCCGACGCAAAAAAUGAUCUCAGACGCCACGUCUCUACUGAGCAAAAUGCAACAAGAACAACUGUUGGGUCCGGGACACCUGGCACAUCUCGGACAACCCACGCCGCUGCUGCUCACCCCUCCUGGAUUCCCUCCUCACCACGCCGUCACUCUGCCACCGCAGCACCACGACAACAACAACAAGGAAAGGAAACCUCCGCCUCCUCCACAGCCACAUCACCAGCCUCCAGUGAUGCGGACCCUGCACCAACACAUGACACCCAGCGUAUACGAAAUGGCCGCUCUCACGCAAGAUCUCGACACGCAGACCAUCACGACCAAAAUAAAAGAAGCUUUGCUUGCGAAUAAUAUCGGACAAAAGAUAUUUGGUGAAGCAGUUCUCGGCCUCUCGCAGGGAUCGGUCAGCGAAUUAUUAUCAAAACCUAAACCUUGGCACAUGUUAAGCAUAAAAGGUAGGGAGCCCUUCAUUCGGAUGCAGCUUUGGCUGAGCGACGCUCACAACAUCGACCGCCUUCAGGCGCUCAAGAACGAACGACGCGAAGCGAACAAACGGCGGCGGUCGAGCGGUCCCGGACAGGACAACUCGUCCGACACCUCCUCCAACGACACCUCUGAGUUCUACCACUCCAGUUCGCCCGGACCCAACUCUGGAGCUCCCUGUGCUAAGAAACAAAGAGUCUUGUUCUCGGAAGAGCAGAAAGAAGCGCUGAGAUUAGCUUUUGCCCUUGAUCCGUAUCCCAAUAUGCCCACAAUAGAAUUCCUGGCUGCCGAGUUAGGGCUAUCCACCCGUACCAUUACGAACUGGUUCCACAAUCAUCGUAUGAGGCUCAAACAGCAGGCGCCCCACGGGCUACCGUCAGAGCCGCCGGCACGAGAACAGUCCUCGGCACCUUUCGACCCCGUUCAGUUCAGGCUACUUCUAAAUCAGAGACUGCUGGAACUACAGAAGGAGAGGAUGGGCCUGGCCGGAGUUCCGCUCCCCUAUCCUCCGUACUUUGCAGCGAACUCGAACCUCGCCGCGCUGAUUGGACGUGGGCUCGUCGCUCCCGAAGAAGGGAAAGACACAGCCGGUGGACUGGACCUCACGAUGCCGUUGAAACGCGAACCUGAUGGAGACGACUUCGAAGACGACGACGUCGAGAGCAACCUCGGCUCCGAGGACUCGCUAGACGACGAAUCUAAGACUGAACCGAAAGCUUCCUCGACGCCCCAGGGUCGAUCCAGCAGACGGAAGCCUGCGGCGCCGCAGUGGGUCAACCCGGACUGGCAGGACGAGAAACCGCGCAACCCCGAUGAAGUCAUCAUCAACGGCGUCUGCGUCAUGCGCGGCGACGACUUCCGGCGCGACUCCGAGGAGACGGUGCGCGUGGAGCCCUCCCCCGCGCCCCCUUCGCUCGCGCCCCCUCCCUCGCUGGUGGCGGCCCCCCCGCACCCCGCGCCCUCGCCGCCGCGCCUGCUGCACGACGACAAGAUCAAGUCGGAGGCCGAGGACGACCGGUGGGAGUACUGAGCGCCGCUCGGGGUAGGUUAGUUCGAGUGUGAGGCCAAAGACUGUAGAUAGCCGCGUAACGUUCUGUCGGAACUCGAGAUACAAACGAUGCAUUUGCUUUAAUAUUUGUUAACGUAGUUAGUUGUCCUCGGGCGGCCCGCGUCGAGCCGCUGCUCGUUGUAAAUACACUGAAUACCAAAACUGCGGCGCGGCCGGUGUGCGGGCGGCCUGUGGGCGGGCGGACAGUGUGCGGGCGGGGCGAGGACCAGCUCCCUGAGACCGUUUAGUUAUAGUUUCCUUUAUUGUUAGUUGAAACUUGAAGUGCAAUCAGAUGUAAAUUUAAGAUAUCGUCUACUGAACCCCAGUUGAAAAGUAUUAUUAUGUUAAUAGAGAACCCGGAGAGGUUAUAAAAUAUUAUGAAUUAAUUGGGUUUUAAGAUUUUUACUUUUAAAUUAUAAAGUUUUAUAGUCUAUAUUAUUGUAUCUAUUACAUACAUGUUUUCUAUUGACGUGCGAGAUCGCUCAAACUUGUGAUUUUCUACUUUUUUACUUUUUGUUUUUGAAGACUAUCUACCUAUUUAAUUUUUAUAAAUUUCAAAAUGGCUUCCUUUUAAAUGAUAGAUAAGAAAACGUACAAAAAACGCGGAGCCGAGCGAGGCGCCGCGCCCGCCGCGCGACCGACGCGGCGACGCGCACCUCGCUCCGGCUAUGCUUGUAUUUUAUUUUAGCAAUAAAACUUGCUUUUAAUAUUAUUUCAGUUUUUUCUUUCCUCUAUUGUCCUUUUGUUAAAUGGUAGGAAUAAGGUGAAAUGUACAUUUUGAGGGAACCACAAUCCUUGCAACGAUGUAAAUAAUUGCAGUUUAUAGUGUAAAUAAUUAAAUAAAUGUACAACUUAUAGAUAAUCGAAUACAUACAUAAUAUAGUUAAUUAGUUACCUAGAACCGUUAACCGUUAAUUUCCUGAAAAUGACUUCAGACCUACUUAAAUGUGUAUCCAAAAACAAUGAAAUUUGUUAGGCAUCUUAUUAAAAAGGAAAAAAAAUGACGAAAUGUUUUUUCGAAUGUAUUCGUGACAAACGUCUCAUUUUUUAACAAAGACAGUUUUAGGAGAAAAUAAAACAAUACAUAUCGAUGUUAUUUAUACAAUAUUGUAAGCAUUAUGAAUAGCAUGUAAUAGUAAAUUAAUAGGGCUGUUUGACAGUAAGAGAAAUAGCCGUUUUCAAUAACGUUAUACCAGCUAUUUUAAAAUUAAGAUACUACGUGAUAUGGAAAUAACAUGUUAUUUUAUCUCGGCUUAUCGCUUCAACCAUUCUAUUGAAUUUAUUAUUGUUAUCUUUUGUAGUGUGUCUCAAACCACUUCAAAUAUAUAGUACUGUAAUUUUUAACCAUUUCAAGACAACAUGUAAAUGAAAAUUAACCUGUAAGUCUUCCAAUGAAUUUUAAUCGUAAACUCUUUUCGUAUUCAAUUCUGAUACAUUUUUGUAUAAGAUGUAAAGAAAAAUGAAACUAUUAUUUAACUUAUAAUUUUACUUAGUAAAUUAAACAAGAAAGACUUUGGAUUGUUAAAAUUGAUCUUCAAGUAUUUUGUUACAUCAUCAAUAUUCUAAGGAACGAACUUUGAGACACAAAACACAUACAAAUUAUUUCACAUUAUUCUAAUUGUUAUUGUGUUGUAACGUUUCAAGUGAUAGCAUUAUUGUAAAUACAGGUAGAAGAUAGUUAUAACGCGUUAUCAACAUUAUUAACUAAUAGAGGUAUUAUUAUAAAAUAGCGGUAAUUAUUAUUGUUCAUAUCAUAAUAUUAAAAGUAAUGAUGCUGAAACCAUUGUCUUCUCUCCGAACGAUUUCUAAACUUAUUAAAAUUUAAAAUAAAGAAAUUGCUA